AUGAUGGGAUUGUACACUUUUGUAAGCAAUGUGUCUCUUAAUCAUCGCACUUCAGCUAUAAGAGCCAUUAACAUUACUCAUGAAUUAACUUUAAGCUCCUUUGGGAAAAGAAGCAAAAGGGAGAAUAAAUGUGGAAUAAUCUCAGAUAUAAUAGAAUGCUUUCACAGUACUUUAUUCGGUUACAUGUCUAAUGUUUUCACAAGUCAAACAGGUAUCCAGGUUACCUUACUGAAUACUGUACGAUAUACACUAAACUUUACGCUCACAUGCAUAAUAAAAGUUGAAGACUGUUUCAAGCAUUCACAUCCACACACUGAGUACGUAGUUAAAUGUCGUGUUAAGCAAAUAUUAAAAGAUGUUAAAGGGUAA
This is a messenger RNA of Clunio marinus, 369 nucleotides long. Lineage: Eukaryota; Metazoa; Arthropoda; Insecta; Diptera; Chironomidae. The record is from the annotation of a GenBank genome assembly.